UGAUCGCGACUUCCGAUGCUCGGAUGAUCCAAUUGCCAAUUGAGGUCGCGAUUAAAUGUGCGCGAUACAAAUGAAAGGAAUGGCCUGCGAGCGAAAUAAGCUUCGUUCGAAUAACGCGUAUUGCCGUGACGCAUUUUCUUUUUCGAAUCGAAACAACGUUCGAUAAUAAUCUUGCUAUCCGUAAGAUGUUGCCUAGACAACACACAUCGUUUCCCUUAUAUAGAAAAUGGUUCGUGCAAUCUUGUGGUCUAUUCGUUGGAUAGCAGGAAGUAAUUAAAGUAGCUAGGAACAUGCUCGAUUGCACGAAAUUCGAACAUUAAUUGAACGUUUUGCGUUAGUCUGUAUUUUACUGUCGGCUGGCUACGUGUUCGAUAAUUGUGCCUUUGUUGCAAUUUACACGGCUGUAUUUACGCUAAAUGUCUAUCGUUGUUGGGGCUUAACUUCUCCUUUAGCUUUUAGACGCUAUCAUUAGAUAAACAUCCGAUGAAGAAGAUGGCGUGUUUGUUUGCCGAGUAAAAUGAAAUAAUUGUAUGGCGUAUGAAUCUGAAAUUACGCCAACCGAUCCUUUUAGCCGGUUGAAGUGAAAAAUGGACGCCUAUAAAUGGUACGAAUUCGUAGCAUCGGUAUAGAGUCGACUCCGGUGUCUUCGACGUUGCUGACGUGCGUGAUCGAAUUCCUAAUAUUUUCAUCGACGGCAUCGAAUUACCGGAGAAAUGGGAGCCGCGGCAGUUUCGGUGUCUCUGAUUUGUCUUUUAACGUUGCAAUUCGUCUUCGUCCACGGAGGUGCCAUAUCCUCGGAUCCCGAUGACUUCAGGAGAAUGACAUCCAUACAUAGAAAGAGGUGUAUCGCGGAAAGUAAAACGACUCUUGAGGCCAUCGAAGGUACGGAAUACGGAGAAUUUCCUGAAGAUGAGAAUCUGAAGUGUUACUUUAAAUGCGUUCUGGAAAAGUUUAACAUGAUGGACAAGAAUGGUAAAAUAAGAUACAACAUAAUAAAACAAGUAAUUCCAGAUGUUUACAAAGAGAUAGGUAAUGAGAUGAUAGAUAGUUGCAAGGACGUCGGUAAGUAUUCCAUCGAUUGUAUCGACCGCGAGUUUAUCUGCUGUAAAUCUAUCGUUUUGAUCAUUAUGUUUUUAGACGCGGAAGAUAAAUGCGAAAAAACUUACUUGUUUAUGAAAUGCAUGUACAACGUCAAUCCUAUAGCGUUUAUUGCUCCGUGAUCACCAUAGAAGUAUGACGUUACCAUUUGAACAAUCGUUAUUGUACCGAAACGUAACAAAGUAAAAUUAUGUUUAUUAUAUCAGCAUAAUAAAAAUAUAAUUAUCUACGAGA
Molecule: messenger RNA, 1332 nt
Organism: Bombus pascuorum
Lineage: Eukaryota; Metazoa; Arthropoda; Insecta; Hymenoptera; Apidae
Gene: Obp11
Product: general odorant-binding protein 83a-like
Exons: 5
Coding region: 714-1220 (168 amino acids)
Molecular function (GO): odorant binding
Source: RefSeq, a predicted model, not a curated record